GUGUGCGGCUAUUUUGCUAAGAUAAGCAAGCAAUGGGUGAUAAAUGGGUAAUGACGGCCAUGGUAAGAUAAGCUCUUUGCUCGUGGGUAGUGGAAUGGGUAAUGAUGGCCAUGAUAAGAUAAGCUCUUUGCUCGUGGGUAGUGGAAUGGGUAAUGAUGGCCAUGGUAAGAUAAGCUCUUUGCAGUGUGUGGGUAGUGAAAUGGGUAUUGACGACCAUAAUAAGAUAAGCUCUUUGCUAUGUUAGGGUGAAGCAAUUGGUACUGACAAUCUUUAAGAGAUACGCUCCUUGCUUUGUAUGGGUAUUGAAAUGGGUAUCAUAUUAGCAGCGGGCGUGUUAAUGAUGAAAAAUGGUGUUCAUUAUACCAAAUAGAUUGUAGAAAUAAGCUAAUAUUUAUUAAUGGGUCCUAGCCACUCUUGAGUUUGUUGAAAGAUCAGUCACCUUAAAGGAAAACCAGGGCGUGGUCGUACUAAGCGUGCGACUUCUUGGCAAAACAUUGAUUCCUGUUUUUUUCAAUUUAUCUACAAUAAACAACACAGCCUUUGGUAACCGUGAUUUCCCAGCCUUCGUGGAAAAGACGUACAGCUUUGGGCCGUCGAUCUCUGGGAACACUUCAAUGGAAAUUGAGAUCAACGUUACUAAGGAGGUGUUAGUGGAGCACCCUGAACGAUUUGACAUCGUCAUGACAACUAACCAGCCCUUUGUAACUGUGGUGGAGAACAAGAGCAUGAGCGAGAUUCAUGUACAAAACGACGAUGCAGUGCUGAUAGGGUUCAUGACGUCGCUUCAGACCGUCGUCGAGGCCAAGGGAUUUGUGAACGUGUGUGUGGUGGUGGAAAGAGGGCUACCAGAGAUUCCACUCUAUUACAAUGUGAGCACGACUCACAUCGACACAACAGUUGGUAGAGACUUCAUACCGCUGACCAACUUCACAGUACUUAUACCGGAUCGGUCAAUUAUCUCCUGUUUCACGGUGACAAUCGAAGAGGAUCACGUGACUGAGCUUGACGAGAGUUUCGGCAUAUCGCUUUCGAGUGAUUAUUUGGAUGUGACUGUCGACGAAAAUCGGAAUUCAACUGUAAUCACAAUCCUGAACGACGAUAAAGUGACAAUGGAGAUUGAUGGUCCAGUCAGUCGAUCUCUGACAGAAGGCGAAAAGACCGUGGUGUCUGUUGUCGCUAAAGGACACUACGAUAUCCCUUUAUCUAUCUUAAUUGCUCCAAAUAAGACGUCUACAGCAGAUGAUGGGGAUUUCAGAUUCACAUCCUUAUACUGGCCUAUCGAUAACCAGUCUUUGCCAGAGGUUGCGGACUACCACGCCUGGAGAUUACCAGUCCCCCAAAGCCUAGCGCAUAACAUGACCAUGGUAUUCAACAGAGGGGCAAAACACGUCGCCAUUGAAGUAGAGAUCCCGGUCGACAGGCAGUCGGAGUCCAUGGAGACGCUAGUGUUGUCACUCCUGAGCCUUGACCCAUCCAGAGUUGUGUUUGGAAACAAUCGAACAGUGGAACUUAGUAUCGAGAACACGGCUUAUCCUGAAACAAAGGCACAGGCAGGAGCGCUAGCCGCGCUUCUUGCUGUGUCAAUUGUGGUUCUAAUAAUCAUCUCAGUGGUUAUCCUUGCUGCGUGCUGCAUUGUAAAGCUUGUCAAGUAAGGCGUAACUUACCAUGGCCGAUGUAGACGAGGAGAAAUACACAACACACAGGCUGAUUUAGACAGCACGAUUUAGUCGUAUGCAACCUGCCUACGACCUGUCUUACCCCAGAAUUACACGCUACGACUUUCACAGUCGAGUAUCGCAGCGGAGUCGUAGGCUGAUUUACACUCUCUGCGACUCGAGUGGUGUCAAGUCGAGAAGUGAAAGUUCUUAUAGCACAUAAGCAUUCUCGGGAACCGAGGGCGUGGAGGUCAGCGCAACGAUGCGCGAGAACAAGAAUGUCUCCUCCCUCCUUUCUCUUCCAUCCCACCCCCUUCCCCCUCCGACGCCUCGUUUUUGCAACUCUUUACCGCCUUGUGUUCCCGAGGAUAGGUGACAAGGUCAUAAAGGUCAACCAAAUGCAAAACAAAUACUCAAAAAUCUUCUAAUUUCAUUCCUGCUAUUACAGUCUUUUAUCGUUAUCAAGACAAAUUAUUUUCACCAAGUGUGUUCGCAAGAACACAGUUAAACGGUAUAGAAAUGAACCAAAGUAACGAGAGUAAUGCUACCCUCAAUACGCUAGAAAAAAAAACUAAAACAAAGAUCACUUACACUUUAAAUGCUUCUUGUGACGAAUAAGGCCCAUACAUAGGUCGUCGACAUAAGAAAGCUAUAACAGUGGCGUAGCCAGGAUUUUUAACAAAAGGAGGCUCAAAAGGCCCUUUCAAGGCAUUUUCUCCUGUGUUUUAGUAAAUGUCUCAUACAUUUACUGUAUUUUUGGCUGCUAGAAGGGGGGGCCCGGGCCCCCUUGGCUACGCCCCUGGCUAACAUAUAAUCUGAAUUUGUAUUUAGAAGCAAUAAAUCACGUGCAACACCAAGUAAGCGAAGUAACACACCAUCGAAAACUGUAAAUUCCAAGGCAAAUAAAGUCGAUUUUUUAAAUGGU
Molecule: messenger RNA, 2580 nt
Organism: Nematostella vectensis (starlet sea anemone)
Lineage: Eukaryota; Metazoa; Cnidaria; Anthozoa; Actiniaria; Edwardsiidae
Exons: 8
Coding region: 615-1652 (345 amino acids)
Biological process (GO): metal ion transport; cell communication
Cellular component (GO): membrane
Source: RefSeq, a predicted model, not a curated record